This is a messenger RNA of Solea senegalensis (Senegalese sole), 6791 nucleotides long. RefSeq names its product organic solute transporter subunit alpha. Gene Ontology annotation, molecular function: transporter activity. Gene Ontology annotation, biological process: transport. Bases 178 to 1428 code for a protein of 416 amino acids. The record is from RefSeq and is a predicted model, not a curated record. NCBI's taxonomy places the organism in Eukaryota, Metazoa, Chordata, Actinopteri, Pleuronectiformes, Soleidae. The transcript is spliced from 7 exons.
UGGACUUGGAUCCCUCACCUGUCCUCUCACCUGUAUCUUGUCAAUCAUUAACGACUCAGACCAACACGGAAGCAACAGGACACACGUCUGCGAGAAUCACUCCCAAAACCUCAGCCUUUUAUCCCUGAUUCAGUGACAUUACGAGGUCAGAGACAGGUGGACAAAGUUUUAAUCACAAUGGGAAGAGGGACAAACUGUAGCUGGAUCGAGCCUGAGAUUCCUCUCUCCUCACAAUUCUUCAGUGCUAUUAAAGGUGAGCUGUGGCUCUUCCUCAUCCCGGCCGGCCUCGCUGUUAUUCUCCUGGCCGUGUUUCUGGAGGAGUUGGGCUUCAUCCUACGUCACAUUCCCUCAUCCCGACGGAAACGGCUUUACCUGUGGAUAUUAGGAAUGUAUCCGGUUUUCACCUUCACCUCCCUCAUAGCGCUGUAUGUGCCACGCUCUUCCUCCCUGUGUAAUUUCAUUGCUUCACUGUAUCACUCCAUCACCCUGCUGAAGUUCAUGGAUCUGAUCACAGAUUUCUUUGGAGGGAAAGCUCGUAUGCUGGCUGUGCUGUCUGGACAGCAGGUGUCUCCAGAUCCUUUCCCCUGUUGCUGCUGCUGCUGUCUCCCACUGGUGGCCAUCAACAGCAGCAGCCGGGGCUGGAUGAUGUUUGCUGUGCUGCAGCUCUCUGUUGUCCGCAGCAUCCUGUUCUUUGUCACUCUGGUGCUGUGGACGGACGAACGGUACAACUACGGCGACGUGGAUUCAGUCGACCCUAACCUGUAUGUGAACGGUAUCAUCGGAGUGUCAACGUUUGUGUCCUUCUAUGGCCACCUGCUGUUUUACAAAGCAACUAAGAGCGCUCUCCAUGGUUAUGGACUGAGAGCCAAGUUCAUCUGUGUCAUCAUGGUGUUGGUGCUCUGUGGGCUACAGAACAGCAUCUUAGAGACCAUGGGUGCUCUGGAGGUCAUCCCCUGCACACCACCCUUCUCUGACCUGACCAGGUCUCAGUUGAUCUACCACUACUGUGUGAUUGUGGAGAUGUUCUGCAUUGGCCUGUAUGCCCGCCAUACUUUCUGUAAGGUGGAGCCAAGCGCGGUGGAGGAUGUGGAGCGGCCAUUCAGUGUCUGGCAGGAGGAAAAAGCAGUUCAAACAGAUGAGGUGCAGCCGGUGCGUCGGAAGCUUGCCGUGUCCUCAGAGGAGUCUUGGCCUGGCUCCUGUGUUAGUGCCUCCAAUCCAAGUUACAACAGUGACGGUGAGGAUACUCUGUGCAGGAUAGAACAUGCACCUCUGGAUGGUUUCCCCUUCCCUCAGGCCAGAGCUCAGAAGCCAGGCAGAGCCAAGUCACUGGAGCCCAAAUCUGCAGAGGAACCGGGAGUAGAUUUGACCCACAUUACAAUCAGAGCUGACAUUAACUGUCAGGACUGUAAGGGUGACACUGUGGUUUGAACAACUAUGGAGGACCUGUACCAGAACAGUAUUGAGGCAGUGCUGGUAAGCCAGUAUCAGCAACCCGACAGCUGGCACUGUCUGUGCCUUAUCUGAAGGACUGUGCUACGAUAAACAACUGAUACAUCGCCCUCUUCCUCCACACAGUGAAAAUUCAGAUAUAUUUUGGUUUACUGUACAAACUGUUACAAACUGUUACACUGCUUACACACACACACACACAUUUUUAAUUACAGAUAAGCGGAUACAAUACUCAGUCCGAUACUGGUCAAAAUCAAUGGAUCUGAUAUCACAAACAACUUACAUCUUAUAUGAUCCAAAACCCCAAAACAUAAAAUCACAUGAAUGCUUCACUAAGCACAGACUGUGAAAUGUGGGCUAUUUAUAUCUUCUUUAUAAAAGCAAAAUAUUUGUUACAUAGUUAGAACCCUAUGUUUUCAAAAUGGCCUUGUGGUAAAUGCAUCAGCACAAAUUAGUUGGUUAAAAAAAAGCUGUCUACGACUAAUAUUGGUAUUGGUAGAUAUUCAUGGUUGUGAUAUCGGGAUCUGUAUUGGACAAACAAUGUGGUAUCAUCCCUAUUUUAAUGGUACCAACCAAAUUACGUUUUUGUAAUGUCGAGUACCAAUUCACAAUAACGAUAUCAGCCCUAAGUUUAUGUAACAACUUUACCUGAGGAAUAACAUUGUACUUUCCGGUUCCUAAAUUAAUGCAAUAAAAAGGAAAUUAUUUUCCACACAACACACAAACCAGGCAAUUUAAUUUGGGUGAACCUGUGGCAAAAGUUAAGGGAACUUACUAAACCUUAACUGAAAUAAAUAGAAGCAAACACUAUAAAACAUUGCUGCUGGAACAGGUAUCUGUGCUAUUUGCAAUAUUUGAGUAGUAUAUAGUAAACGACUUACAACCAAAACAAAGCUAAUGCUAAUGUGAAGAAUACUUACAAUAAGGAUUUUAAUUUCAACUAACACAACAGAAGAUCUCUGGAAUGAUCCAACUCUUCUUGUUUGGCGUUUUGUAGCCGUUGGCCUCAUUCUUCUCUUCCCUACUUAGUUCUUCUCUGUGUCUAAAACUUGGGCAGAGUCAAUGCUGUAGCUGAUUACUGAUGCUUCUCCUCUGAGCUUGAUUUCAUAUAUAGGUCCCUCCUCCACGUGGCACUGAGCUACCACCUCUCUUUUGAUGUGUUCAUGGCCAUAGAAAGAGACUGUGACAAGCUGCUUUUCCCCAGGUUGCAGAUGACCAUACAUUGGCAAGACAUCAAAUACCUCUUCUGCACGCACAGGACACUGUGUCCUGUUCUGUUCAUAUACACUCGGCCAGGGUUUACGUGUAACUGUAAUUGCAGGAAAAGGCGUUCUAGUCUCAUUUUCGUUAUUUUUCUGCUGCCCCCCAUCUUCGUGCAUGUCUGUCUCUCUGACAGUACAGUGUUUCUGGUCCUCAAGGUAAGCCCAGCGGUAGGACACAGGCAGCUGGGAACAGUUUGUCAUGGUGAUUACUCUGAGAGUUUCGGUGUAGUUGAGCACGCAUCCAAAAUCCACUGUGGUAGAGGAGAAGUGAAGGUUGGGAAAGUGGACCUCGGCACGCAGCUCCACCCUAUCUUGUUGUGGUUGUCCUGGGUAAAACACCUCAAGGAACUUAUCCACUACCCGAGACACUCGAUCACAACAAUCAGGAUUAAAGCAUAUCCACAAGUCAACCUGUUUACCAUCAUCUAAAACCAUGGACCACGAAGUAUUUGAGCUUUGUGUUUCUGGGGCUUCACACAACGAGAAUGGCUCUUCAAGACAGAUAUUUAUUGAGACAGGUAGAGAUGAUAUAUUCUUCAGGACUAAUUUCUCAUAUAUGCGCUUGAGUUUCUCUCCUGGUACCUUCCCUAUGCAGAAGUUGAGAUGCUUGGAGGAAAGGCUGAGCAGAGGAGCAACAAAGUGACAGAUAACAUCAACAGUCAUAAUCUGCUCAUUACAGCCCUGUUCGCCCACAACACCACGGCACACCAGACGUUCCUGCACAACCUUGGCAGAGUCUGAAGAUCCCUUUAGCACCAUGUCAACAGAGCAGCCUGGUAAAAGCUUUACUCGAGAAGGGGUGAGGCUAAACACAGGCUCCUCCUCUUUUUUAGAGGCCACUGAAGAUCCAAGACUUUGAACAUCUUUCUUCUUGGGAGUGCGAGAUUUAAUGUUAGGCAAGAGGCCAUCAAUCCCCCAGUACAACCAAUUUGUCCGUUGGCCAUGGUUGGUCAAUUUUAAAUGGUACUGACAUGACCCAGGGCUAAAGUAUUGUCCUAAGUCAAGUCUGGGUGCAAAAGGCUUGUCACUAACAAUUGUGGUGCCAAUGCCUGUGGCUGACAGAGGUAUUAUGUGCGUUUGACUGUCCUGGAUGUACACUUCAAGCUUUUCCUGGAAGGUGAUUGUGUCCUUCAGGUGGGCUACUACACGUAGCUCCACCUGGCUCUGUGGAGACACUUCCCCUUCACUGGGCUCAACAUGCCAAAAGGACUUCUUAAGGCCCAAGUGAGUCGUAAAGCUGGCUGGAAUAGGGGAGUGGUUUGACAGGUUCAGAGUUCUAGUAAUGUUCAUGAGAACUGGGAUUCUGCCAAAGUCUAGCUGUGGGCUCUGAAUGUGAACAACUGGACCCUGCCCAAUAAAUGAUAAGUCCACCUCCAGAGGAGGCUGGGUACAGCCAAACAAUGCAAUACGAAGAGUGUGAUGCAGUCUUCCAGUGGCCUUAGCCAGCAGAGUCACAGGAAGCUUCACUGAAGUUUGAGGAAGAAUGACUCCUCUGGGUGUGGAACAAUAAAAAAGCAAUGAUGGAAACUCCUCAGCUUCCUUAUAAAGCACACCAUAGCAGGCAGGCAGACUGCUGGGGUUGGUAAGCUGCACUUGAUGUUCAUAGGGGAUACUGAGGAAACACCUUUGAAACUGUAACUCGGGAGUGUCCACCACAAUCUCGGGAACAACACAUCUGGCAUUGAUGGGCAGAGUCCCAAUCUCCUUUCCAACACCUUCCAUAUCCACCACCAAGGCCACUCUAUAUGUCCUGACUGUGUUGGAGCACAGAGUCACUUUAAUGGUGACAUCUGACAUAGCACACACACAAUCUUGUGCAGGGCUGAUGUUAAACUCCAUAGGUCGUGUAAAAGGAUCACUUGCAGUACUGCCUUCCCAAUUGUUUCUGAACACCUCAGAUACCUGCAUGGCACAGGUAACACUAGGAGAUCCCUGUCCAUCUCCCAGGACACGUAGGGCAAAGUUCAUAGGCACAAAGGAGGUGUUGAAUAGGGUAAAUGUCAAUGUUUGUGGAAAACCAAAGGGUACAUCUCCAAAGUUGAGCUCUGAAACAUCAAAAUGAAAUGUGGGGCAAACAACGCAACCCCUGAAGGUAAGGGUAAGUGGUUUAGGUUGUCCUUGGAUGGUUAAAAGUAUGUCCUCAGAGAAAGUUCCCAAGUUGUGACUCUGGAAGGUGAUUUUCACUGACUGGUUGGCGCCAAAGGGGAUGACACCUUCCUCAGGGCUGAAGGAGAAACAGUGGCCAAAAGUGGUGUCAGGGCAUGACAGCUUAAAAGGGGCAUUAAUCAGCCCCUUGUUGGACACCAGUACCUCAUAACAGCUUUUGUCACCAAUGAAUACAUUUUUCAUAUUCAACUGGUUAUAGUUGAGAAGAAGUUUCGGUCCCAUGCCCUCACCCUUGAUUGAGAGAGGUAACCGACACUGACGGCCUGUAAUAUCACAGUAGAUUGUUUGCGCAUAAAGCUUUGCCUUAUUAGGCUUGAAGAAAAUGUUGAACGUUUGAGUCAUUUGUGGCCAUAUUUCACCUGCCGCUGGCUGCAGAGUAAUACAGCUGUGUGACAGGGUGAGGUGGUCCAGUGGAGUCUGGCUUCUACCAUAUUGCAGAGCUCUGGUCAGUAAUGGGAGGUGAUGGAUUGCUGUGGGGUCAGCCUUGUACUGAGAAAGCAACUGCUCUCUCUCCUUCUCCUUAAUUUGUUGGAGAACUGGACUUUCCCUAAUUAUACUCAGGUCCUCCUCCUCCUUGCUCGGCCACACUGACCAAUGGUAUUGAAGAACAGUGUCACUCGUGUUAAUGAGAGACACUUUGUGUACAUUGGCCAGGGUGAUGUAAGUCUUGUUCAGUGCGACAGAGUCUGGUUCCAAGUGGAUGUCCAGUUCCUCACAAACACCAUACAAGCUGAUGUACACAUCCUCACCAGUAUGGUAGUGCAGCAACAGGUCUUGUCUGUGUUCCCCUGUGGUCAUGGGAUUGAAACUGACAACCACCUGGAUGCUCUCAUUCACUUCAAGAGUCCCACAGGAAGGUGCCACUGAGAAUGGCCUCUGUGUGUGUAGUUUGAACUUGGCUGUGCUGUUUCCAAUGUUAAUGACUUGCUGAGUCCUUUCUGUGGAAGCUUUCACUGGACAGAGAGGGAAAUGGAGCUCAUCUCGAAAGUUCAAAACAGCACGUGGCCCAAUAGCACUGACUGGGACCUCAAACCGCUCCCUGUCUGUCAUAAAAAACAGUCUGUGGUGGUAGUCCUUGUUCUCCUGUGGGUGGAAAAACACAGUCAAAGUCACAGAACAACUUGGUGCAACCUUGCUUGAUGCACCCUCUGGGCUGACCACAUGAAAAUUCUUUGAUUCCUGCAGCGCCAGCUUCAGACGUCGUGGAACUUUGUCCAUGUUGACGAGGCGCAGCUGUAACUUGUAGGUCUGUGAAGCUGUGAAGUUCUGGAAGAUCAUCUCAGAUGGAUAGGGCUGGAAAAGAGUCUGGUCCAUAUCCACCAUAGUUACUUUGUGAUGCGUAGUGCUGCUCAUGUCAAGCAGCUCCAGGAUCCUGGGUUUGUGCACCUCCUUGGUGUUUGCAAGACGUUCUUCUGUAGACUGUAACAUCUCCUGGUUGUAAACAGAUGGAAUUACCCUUCUUGGCUUGUCUGUCUUCAGGACAGGUUUCAUAUUGUAAAACCAGGACAUUUUCCCCUUUGCUUGCGUGCGACUCUGAUUGUCAGUCAUUUUAAAGGUAUUUUUAGCAAAGGUGACAUUCCAUAAGAGAGUAAAUGUUGGCUUAAAUCUCUCUGAAAUUCAGGCACAAGCUCCUUUCUCAACAUUGUUGGAAUCAAAAUUCUUUCAUGAUGGAGGUGAAGUAACCAUGACAUCAAACUCUCUGAUGUUGUUGUAGAUCAAAGGCAGCAGAAGGGCAAACUUUUCCUAAGAGAAAACAAGACUUCUGUGAGAUAGAGACUAAAAUGUGUUAUAUUAACAUUAAAUAGUUUUAAAUGUGUUGAAAUUGUUUGCCGUUUGUGUGUAGAUUGAAGCUGAAUUGUAUUAGUACCUAAACAAAUAAUUGUACACAUUUAUAAAUUAAAUUUUUCAUUUGUA